AUGGGUAUCUUCUCUCGGAUCAGCAUUCUGUUAAUGUUCAUGUCAUGGACGGGCCUGUGUCUGCCUACGGACGGCCCUUCAAGCUCUCUUGUCGAACGGACCACCUGCACGAGUAGUUGCAAAUAUGCGAGAAAAGAAUGGGGCUCCCUGACCAAGACGCAGCGAACAUCAUACAUCAACGCUGUGAAAUGCCUGCAGAAGCGUCCGUCGAUUAUUCCCGCAGGGCUUGUUCCCGGAGCCAAGAGCAGAUACGACGACUUCACGGCCACCCACAUCAAUCAGACUCUCUCGGUCCAUCUUUCAGGCAUCUUCCUUUCCUGGCAUCGCGAAUUCAUCUUCCUCUUUGAGCAGGCCCUACGGAACGAAUGCGGAUAUACCGGGUACCUACCAUAUUGGAACUGGGCUCUGUGGGCCAGCUCUCUUUCCACCAGUCCCAUCUUUGAUGGAAGCGCUACCUCCCUCUCCGGCGAUGGCGUUUACCUACCAGACCAGGGACCGUACACCGUUGGGAACGGCGAGACUCUCCCGCAUGGUACGGGCGGGGGCUGCGUUACCAGCGGACCGUUUAAGGACUUGACUGUCAAUUUGGGGCCGUUCGAUUUCAGCAUCGUCUUCACCGGAGCCUUACCGUCAAAUUGGACCGCAUACAAUCCUCACUGCCUCUCACGCGACCUGAACAACUAUAUUGCCACACGUUACGGCAACCAGACGGCAAUUGAUUUUCUCAUGGCCAAGAAAACAAUAGCGGACUUUCAAAACACCAUGUCCGGUGCGGACAUCAAUCUCGGCGUCCACGGUGGAGGACACUUUUCGGCGGGAGCAACUCUGCUUGAUUUCUUUGCCAGUCCUUCGGACCCCGCUUUCUAUCUGCACCACGGUAUGAUAGACCGUGUCUGGACGCUGUGGCAAGCGGCGGAUCCGGCAAACAGGGUGAACGCUCUGGACGGUACUAGCACCAUCUUCAACGGAAAUGCCACACCGAACGUGACCCUGGACACGGUGGUCGAUUGGGGUUAUCUAUCGCCAACGAAGAAGACACUCAGACAGUUGGUCAGUGUUACGGCAGGGGACUUCUGCUACGGAUACCAGUAG
This is a messenger RNA of Exophiala spinifera, 1092 nucleotides long. RefSeq lists its product as uncharacterized. Bases 1 to 1092 code for a protein of 363 amino acids. The transcript has 3 exons. Lineage: Eukaryota; Fungi; Ascomycota; Eurotiomycetes; Chaetothyriales; Herpotrichiellaceae. Gene Ontology annotation, molecular function: oxidoreductase activity. The record is from RefSeq and is a predicted model, not a curated record.